Molecule: messenger RNA, 2804 nt
Organism: Pseudopodoces humilis (Tibetan ground-tit)
Lineage: Eukaryota; Metazoa; Chordata; Aves; Passeriformes; Paridae
Gene: SMIM14
Product: small integral membrane protein 14
Cellular component (GO): endoplasmic reticulum
Source: RefSeq, a predicted model, not a curated record
CUGCUAUAUAUUCCCACAAACUGAUCAGAACUUCUCUACUGCUGCCCUGGAAGUAGUCAGCCUCUUACUGACCACCACAUACCUCUGAACAUACUGAUCAGGAAACGAGGUAACAUGACUGAAAUGAAUGAGGCUUUAAAAGCAUCUAUCUGAAGGUGUCCAUGUCCGGUUGCGUGGCCAGGUGUAAGAGUGCCCUCUCCUGGGUGGAACAUAGCAGUUUGCCUUGCUCGGCUGAGACGGCUCCCUCCUUUGGGAAGCUUUCCUUGCGUUACAAAUAGCUCAAGGUGCCACUUUCAGGCCAUUUUGCAGACCUCUUCUGAAUGGUUCUUUGGCAUCAAAAUUUGCAGCAGAGUUUCCUGUAGAUUCCUUCUAGGAAUAACAUUAUCUACUUAUUAUGAAAUGCAUACAAGAAAAGAGGAGCUCUUUUCAGACAGAAAAGGAGUUACAUUAGGAGGAUUCACCCCAUUUCUAGGUGUUCACAAACAAGUUCAAGUUUAUCCAGAGAGCCAUGGCAGAAGGUGGAUUUGAUCCCUGUGAAUGCAUUUGCUCUCAUGAACAUGCAAUGAGAAGACUGAUUAAUCUGCUGAGACAAUCCCAGUCGUACUGCACAGACACAGAAUGCCUUCAGGAAUUGCCAGGACCAAACUCCUCCGGUGACAAUGGCAUCAGCUUUGCCAUGAUAAUGAUGGCCUGGGUUGUGAUUGCACUUGUCUUGUUCUUACUGAGACCUAGUAAUCUAAGACGAUCAAACACAGCCGGAAAGGCAACCAGCCAACACAAUGGACAAGAACCACCAGCCCCACCAGUGGACUAGAGCAUUCAGUAUUGGAAAAGUUCAGCAGCUAAAACCUUGCACGACCAAAUGAACGAAGUGACCAGAUUACUCCUAAACCGCACUCAAUAUGGUUUCCUUUUCUCAUUUAUAUAGAGCAGAGUUACCAAUCAGCAGUAAUCUUCAUGAACUGCUUUUAGUGACUUCAAUUUUAAGUUAAUUUUCGCUUUGUAUGUUAUUACAAUUCCUAUAAGAUUGUAAUUUGAAUAAUGGUAAGGCAUUGCAGGGGUUUUUUGGUUGUUACUGUUACUGUAGACAUUCCACUCAGUCUCUUUCUAUUACAGUGAUCCUAAUUUCUUUGCCAUGAUUUCUGAUAAGCAUUGAACGAAAAAGAAAAUCCCAGUCCAUCUAUAAGAAUGAAAGGUUACUGACCUUUCUUCAGAUUAAUUCAUACUACUUCUCUAGUAUGCUUUUGAGAGUUAUAUUGUGGUUGGAAUUACGUAGUUAUGUCCUGAAAAAUAGAAAUUGUUUUAUAUUUGCCCUGGUUUCAGAGCAGCUUUUCUUCUGGUCUUUGGACCACUAACACAGUUUCCAGGAUUGCUGGCAAAAGCAUGGAUUGUCCACCAGAAUUAUACUCUGUGUGUGUGUGUGUGUGUGUGUGUGUGUGUGUGCGCGUGCGCGUGCGCGCGCACGCACACAUAUGUAAGUGAAUGUGAUGAUUGCCACUGUCAGAGCUUUGAUCUAUAUAUUUGGAACUUUACACAAAAGAUUAUAUCACCAAAAAAGUUAAUUUAGCCAUUUUCAUUAAUAAAUUGUAUGUCUUAUUCAAUACAUUGUCAAAAAAACAUACUCUAAACCCAGUUGUGUUAAUAAUUAAAUUUAUCAUUUAAUCCAAUGAUAAAUUUAGUAAGAAGAACCUGGUAAAAUUUUCUGUUCUGGCAUAGUCUUUUCAUAAUUGGUACCUUAAGAAGUUUUCAGCCAUGAUGUAAUGUGUAUUGGACAGGAUUAAAUCAGACCAAGAAGUUAUCACAGUUACCAACUUUUGGUAUACAACAUGUACUGGUUUUUUCACAGCAAUUCUUAACAUUUCAUCCUUACCUACUAGUAAUUGUAGAAUAACAAACUUGCAGGUGACUACAUAUGACAUGUCUCUUCCCUCUAAUAUUUGUGUGUCUGCGUGUAUGUUCAAAUGCGUGUAUGUGUGGCUGUGCACACACCUGUGCACAUCUCCCAUUAUGGCAAAUGGGAAUUACUUUUUUUAUGUACAUUUAUUUAAGAACAUUUUAAAGAUGUACAGAAAAGCAACACUGUAUAUUUUUCUUGUUCAAUUUGAAAAAUUGAUCAGAAUAACGUAAAGAACAUUUUUAUGUUACCAACAUAAAACUUCUUUCCUUAAAGGUCAGUAGAACAGACAUACAGGAAUUCUAAACCUUAGUCUACAAACCUUUAUUUCAUGAGGAUUUCAUUUAUGGAGCUGAAGGAACCAAUUGUUAAAGUUCAAAAAGAUUUGUAUUAAUGGGCUUGUCUUGGUUAGAAAGACAGGUAUCUGCUAAGGCAGAAGACUCCCUUGGAAUGGAAAAUGUAAACCCCUUCCCUCCAAAUUAUUAUGAUUUUGAUAUUAAGGGGCUCUCAGGCAAAGAUAUGGGAAUAGGAAUAACAGAUCUUUACUAGUAUGCGCAAUAAAGCAAACAAACAGCAACAACAGCUCUGGCAUUAGCCCCAAAUAGAACAGGACCCGGUGACCCUUCCCGGCCGCAGGCAUUUCCCCUCGUGCAGUUCCGGGCACGGCCGGCAGGGGCGCUGGUGGCUCCCGGCCGGACAGGGCAGGGGCGGGGAUUCCCCCGCGCCGGCAGGGGGCGCUGUGGCGCGGUCUCGGGCCAAACGCGGUAAUGGCGGCUCGGACGGGACGGGAAGGGAUGGGAGAGAGGCUUUGCUGCACAAACCCCCCUGGGACAUAGAUCCCGGGCCCCUGCAGGACUCUCGGGAGCAGCAGGCAGGGCCGGCAAGGUGUCUCGGCAGGCAGGGCGUGCGG